Molecule: messenger RNA, 806 nt
Organism: Amorphotheca resinae ATCC 22711
Lineage: Eukaryota; Fungi; Ascomycota; Leotiomycetes; Helotiales; Amorphothecaceae
Exons: 1
Coding region: 328-774 (148 amino acids)
Source: RefSeq, a predicted model, not a curated record
GCCCCCCCCCCCGCUACCCGCUACCACGUAGGAUGUGAUGGUAUAAUAAGACUCCUGCCACGGAACCCCUCACUCGCAUUGCUCCACUCACUUCUCAAGUUUGUUGUCUCUAUUCUUUCUCUCAUACUGCUCUUCAAUCUUUCAGGAAAUCGGCUUUUCUGGUUUAAUUAAAAAGAAGUUCCACUCGUUGGGAAUAUACACAACACGGCUCUACAACUCCGCCCUUCCUCCAGCUCAAAGCGUAGACCAGAACCUCGAGGCCGAGAUAUAUAUCAUUGAAAAGCUGCGACAACGACCACACACAGACAGGCAGACCGCUCUUCAAAUAUGGCCGUCGUCGCUGAGGCCUCUCCUCCGGCAACGCUCGUCGCCUCGGACAACGUGCGGGCUUUGCUCUCGCCCGCCCUCACUCAGUCCCUCCUCUCCCUCGCCGUCAUCUUCCCCCGCCUGCUGAGCACCACCACGCUCUUCGUCCUCCUACGCGCCUAUUUCCUAUCCGCCAUCAUCCUCCGCCAGAGCGCCUACGCCGCUCAGCUCCUGGCGGCGCAAUCCUACUAUGCCUGCUCCUUGAUGGCGAGGCAGCUCUUCGCGGCUGCGAAGCAGAGUCUGAAGCUAGGCUGGAAAGCGACAGAGAGGCUGCGGAAGAAGCUGAUCUUCGAGUUAGCCGUCUUCGUGCUGGGUACCGGCGGGAACAGUAUGAUCCUCUUGGUGUUCUGGCCUGGAUGGAUCGUGAUCGGUGGGGUGCUGGGUGUCACAAUGUGGGCUUGCAGGUGAAGGGGCUCCACAUAGCAAGAGAACAUCCUUCA